CGAGGGUGUCCCGGGGAUCCCUUCGAUCCUCCCGCUGGUGGAGGCGGAUCCCCCUCUAGCCCCAGCUCUGCAGGGAAGGGGGUGCGGGGUGACCCCCCCACCCCUGCACAGGGUGAUACCGGGCGGGGAAUCAUUACCGGGUAGUGGUUAUUACCGGGCGGGAGGUGGGUUAUUACCUGUGCGCCGGUCAUUCCCGGGCCGUCGAUUUCCGGGGUGUGGGUCAUUCCCGAGCGGUGAAUUCCCGGGGUGCGGGUCAUUCACGGGAUGGGGGUCAUUGUGAGCGGUGGGUACCCGGGGUAGGGAUCACUCCCAGGCGGUGAAUUCCCGGGGUGCGGGUCAUUCCCGGGCUGCGGAUCAUUCCCGGUGUGCGGGUCAUUUUCGGGGUGCUGGUCAUGCCCGAGGUGGGGGUCAUUCCCGAGCGGUGAAUUCCCGGGGUACGGGUCAUUCCCGGGAUGGGGGAUCAUUCCCAGGCGGUGAAUUCCCGGUGUGCGGGUCAUUCCCGGUGUGCAGAUCAUUCCCCAGGCCGCCGGUGCCUUGCAGAGCUCCCGUCCGUGGGGCCGGACAGUCGCGCCCCCCGAUGCGGGCAGCAGCCGGCGCUGGGCCAUGAGCAACGCCACGGCCCCCACGGCCCCGGGCGCGGCGGGGGACUCGCUGGUGGGCUCCGUGCUGGGACCCUUCCUCCUCCUCACCCUCCUCGGCGCCCUCCUGGCCGCGGUGAUGUACGUCAAGAAGCGCAGGUCCGACCGGCUGCGGCACCGGCUGCUGCCCAUGUACAGCUACGACCCCGCUGAGGAGCCGCCCGAGUCCGAGCAGGAGCUGCUGGUGGAGGCUGAGGAGGCUCAGGUGGUGCCCGGCUGGGGGGGACCCUCGCCCUCUUGGCCCCCGCGCAGGGACUGGAGGGCCUGACUCUGCCUGGAGCAGCGGGACCGGAUCCUGCCCGCGGGAGGGAAGGGAGCACGGGGGCAGCGCUGGUUCCAUCAGCCAGAACGGGCUGGAUGUGCCCACGGUGAUGCCACAAUGCCACAGCUGCUGUCCCCACCUCUGAGCACUGACCGGGAUGGGACAUCUCCUACCUCAGUGCCUGGUUUUGCCAUUUUUUCUUUGCUUGAAGUGCUCCAGCAGCCCCUUGGAAAGCCCAGGAGGGCCCACUGGGGCUGGCAGACUGGCAGGGAGCAGCAGGUUCUGCUGGCACGGGAUGCCUGGGGGAAGAUGGGGUAAAUAAAUAUGUCUCUGCCUUGG
Messenger RNA from Pyrgilauda ruficollis (rufous-necked snowfinch), 1239 nucleotides. It is a transcript of the gene SMIM29, whose product is annotated as small integral membrane protein 29. The coding region runs from base 604 to 906 and encodes 100 amino acids. The transcript is spliced from 4 exons. Lineage: Eukaryota; Metazoa; Chordata; Aves; Passeriformes; Passeridae. The record is from RefSeq and is a predicted model, not a curated record.